This is a messenger RNA of Sphaerulina musiva SO2202, 1552 nucleotides long. RefSeq lists its product as uncharacterized. The record is from RefSeq and is a predicted model, not a curated record. NCBI's taxonomy places the organism in Eukaryota, Fungi, Ascomycota, Dothideomycetes, Mycosphaerellales, Mycosphaerellaceae. The transcript has a single exon. The coding region runs from base 35 to 1513 and encodes 492 amino acids.
CUCGUCGCGAUGAAUUGAAUCAACAACAGACAACAUGCUACAGCUGGGCAAGAAUGGCAGAUCGUUGCUGUUGAUCUUCUCGUCCUUGUUCGUUCUUUUGCUGUUCUUCGUCUCUCUGCAUCCUCCUACUCGGACCUUGCUCCAUCCACUCCAUGGCGUCGCCGAUAAGCCAAGAGGGUUCCAUUUCUUGCUGCCAACGACCAGCACCAACUCGGAAGUUUGCAAAUUGAUCGGUUCAGGCACAAUUCUGGGCUAUCCGGCUCCCUCGCUGCUGGGCUGGGAAGGCAGAGGACGUUGGAAUGGCUCCGAGAGCCAUCUGUUCAAGCUCUCGGAGACUCUGUUCUACCUCAAUACGUUGCGCAAAGAACAAGACGAUGAUCUGGUGCUCCUCCUCGACGCGUUUGACGUCUGGCUUCAGCUUCCACCACAUGUCUUGAUUGCACGAUACAAUCGCGCCAUCGCAAAAGAGAAUGAGAUUCUGAGACGAGAUGGCCUACUCGACCGGCCUGCGCCGGAUGGUACGCCCAUCAGGAACACCAUCCUGUUUGGAGUCGACAAGUUUUGCUGGCCACAGAAUGGGGAGGUCAUCCCAUGCUGGGCAGCUCCCAAUAGCUCGCUGCCAGACGACAUUUUUGGUCCUGGCACGGAUGGCGGCGAGGAUGUGAAGUUACGACCGCGAUUCUUGAACAGCGGCUCUAUCAUGGGCCCCGUCAAGGACAUCCGCAAUCUCUUCCGCACCACGAUCGAGCAAAUCGAUCUGGAGUGGGACGACGACUUCAUUCACAAGACGUCGGACCAACACUACCUGAGCAUCUUGUGGGGCGACCAGGAAGAAGCUCGUAUGGCAGUGCGCAAUGGCACAGGGCGGCUACUGGAGUCCCAGAGCGCGAUGGAAUUCCACAUGGCUGUGGACCACGCGAGCGAUGCGUUCCAGGUGAACAACUGGAACUCGCAGUACAUGACGUGGAUGACAUUCAACCACUCGACGCGAGACAACACUUCCCAAGCGGCUCGCAGCCUCGGCCGCCUGGACCAACUACAAUUGGACCCCGAAAUCACCUCCUCACCCGGCCCCUUUUCCGCUGCCGAUCCAGAUGAUGCGACGGACGGACUGCCGGUGGAGCUCGGGUGGGAGGACGUCUCGCUGGGCACCAACACGGCCACCGGCGAGGUAUUUCCGCUCUACCACAUCACGGGAAAUAAGCUCGUGCGAGGGCAAUGGUGGCCUCGAAUGUGGUUCCACCCCCACGGCGAGGCCCUUCUCAAGGCGGCGCGCAAGAAGUGGCUCGCGAAAGUCCAUUCUGCCGGUCAUUUCGAGGUCGCUGACGUCGGAGGGAUCAAGUAUACGGCGGUACAGCCCAACAAUGGCGAUAUUUUUCAGAAUAUGCGUGCGAGGGACAAAUCCAACGCCAAGGGGGGCGCGUGGAAUGAUCUGGGCGAGUUCAUGUCGUGGAAUGAGAUUUGUGGACGCGAAGAGAAGGCUGUCUUUCUCACUAGAGUAGUGCCGUUGUGAUGAUACCCAUGUCGUUGUGCCAAGUAGCGCCAAGAACUC